AUGACCACCAUCGAGGCGCCCACCAAGGCCUGCCACAACUGCCGCCGUCAGCGCCUCCGCUGCGACCGCUCUUAUCCGCACUGCAACAAGUGUAUCGCCGCCGGGAAGGAAUGUCUUGGCUACGGGAAGCUUUUCCGCUGGACCGGCGCUGUGGCCAGCCGCGGCAAGCUGGCCGGCCGCACGUCCAGCGCGCCCGUUGACGACUCAACACGGCCCAACGCCCACUCGAGGUUGACUCCUCCAGCAUCGACACCUUCACAUUCACCAUCGUCAUUGCAUGGGUCUGGUAGAGAGUCGCCAUUCUAUCCGCGGCCGCGGGAUGAACCACCGCUGGCCGACCAGCAUGGCACCGUCGCAAGCACCGCGGACCUGGCUCCCGAAGAUGCACAGCUCAUUACCCGUCCUCGCUCGACCGAUAACUCAAGUGUAAGCAGCCCUUGGGUGCUUGUAGACCCGCUAUUCCAAGAUCUGGAACCUUCAAACAGGUACUACCUGUCAUACUUCACGCAAAGACUCUGCAAGGAUCUGGUCUCUCAGGACCAUCCCGAUCGCAACCCUUUCCGCACCUUGCUGCCGCUCACGCGGGCGCAUCCCCUGCUUCAGCACAUCAUUGUUGCCGCGUCGGCAGCCCACAUGUCCAACCUGGUUAGGGCUUCACACGUCUACUCUAAUGAUGCAAAUCAGCUGCUCGGUACCUCAGAGGCAGAGGAGGCUUCCGCGCGGGCAUAUCGCGAUGCCCUCGUUGCCAAGCACAAGGCGCUCAGCCUCAUGCGCGAUGCCGUGCGCGAUGUCGAUUCUACGGGUGGCGAUGUCAUCCUCGCCGCUGCCCUCUUCUUCAUCAAUGUCGAGUUGAUCGAGUCUGGAAAGCAUGGAUGGAAGGCCCACCUGGAGGGGGCUGGUAGGAUCAUGUCUUUGCUACAGCCUGCGCUCCCAGGCAACGAGGCUCUGAGAGAUUACAUGCUUUCAGACUGCUUUGUCUACUUCAUUCUCGGCUCUGCUUUCAUGCCCGCGGCGGCUUUCGACACUGGAUCGUUCUUUCAACCGUCCCAGAUCCCGUCAAUCUUGGGUAGGGCUGCUGCCAACAGCUACCUGUGCUGCCCACCAGAGAUUCUCGCUAUCCUGCAUGCUGCGUCCCAGCUGUCUAAUGCGAGCACUGAUGCGCACUCUGAUGAUGAGAUCCGCGCCGCCGGCCUGGCGCUAAUACAGCGUGCGCAAGCAUUCGACAUUAAUGCUUGGGCAAAUGAUGUUCGCAACAUCUCCUACCUACAAGAUGCACCUAUCCAGAGCCGCAUUCACGCAGGUUCAGCUCAUCGGUUGGCUGCCUGCCUAUACAUUCUUCAGGCUAUUCCAUCCUUGAGCGAGAUGAAAGGCCAUGACGAGGUUGCCGAAUCUUUGAGUCGCGACAUUUUCAAGCAUCUGUCGAGCAUACCAGAUGAUGACCCCAACUUCAAGGCGACAACAUGGCCAACGUUCAUCGUCGGAGCCGAGGCAACCGGGCGCGCUAGACGCGAGUGGGUGAUGAAUCGGCUCCGGCGGUUGGUCGUCUCUUGUCCCUGGGGCUUUUUGUACACCGCCAUGGACACUCUUCAGGUGAUUUGGAGCCUGGACGGGCAGAACAAGGGCACGCGCGGCUGGGUCCAGACACUCAAAGAUCCGAAGUUGAACUUUUUGAUCGUCUGA
Messenger RNA from Purpureocillium lilacinum, 1680 nucleotides. RefSeq lists its product as uncharacterized. Gene Ontology annotation, biological process: positive regulation of transcription by RNA polymerase II. Gene Ontology annotation, molecular function: transcription cis-regulatory region binding; DNA-binding transcription factor activity, RNA polymerase II-specific; zinc ion binding. The record is from RefSeq and is a predicted model, not a curated record. Lineage: Eukaryota; Fungi; Ascomycota; Sordariomycetes; Hypocreales; Ophiocordycipitaceae. Gene Ontology annotation, cellular component: nucleus.